UCCUAGCAUUUUACUAAAGAAACUGUGUGAUGUAUUGAAAAACAAUUUCCCUUUGUGUCACGCAGAAAAAAAGGAAGUUUUGGGACCAUAGGAAGAAAUUCCUCUCUCAAGAGUUUGGCAUUUCCUCUGAGCUCACACACUGAGAGCCCGCUCUCCCGUUUCACAAAGUGCUCGCUUGCGACAAAAGGGGGGAUUUUCAAACAUCCUGAAUGAGAGGAAUCAUCUUGCCCUCGGCACACGCCGCAUCCGCAAAGAAACUUCACAGGGUGAACUUCCCCUUUCACAACAGUUUUUGCUCAAGAGGACAGAAAGAACAUCAGCCUGGUCUUAUUUUCAGCAUCUGGGCGAGUGGUUCAGCAUGGGCUAGCCCCAACUUUUCCCACACCGCUGGAGUGGACUGGAAGAGAGCGGGGAGGAGGAGGAUGAGCGUUUACACUCUCAACCUUAGGUUGUUCUGGCCGCUGGUCACUUGCAUCCUCACUGCUCUGUUGCUUUUGCACCAGUAUCUCUUUAGAGGAUCCGAGGAGCAAGGGAAUGACUGCGCUGACCAGGGACCUGGAGCUGUCACGCUCUUCAAGUACAUCCUAGCUUUUAUCCUAUGUUACUUCUUUAUAAAGUACUGCUCAACUCAACCUGGCUCUGCCAGGAAGGGUUUCCACAAAGUCCCGGAGGUACAUGGAAAAUCAGGAGUCUCUAAGAGAGAGCUACUGGACGAUCAUUACGAGAGGCAUGUGCGUCUUUCUCCACAUGUGCUGGGCCACAGCAAAGCCCAUGUUGCCAAACUAGUGAGUGAACUUGUCAGAGUGGGCCGCACCGAUGUCCCGCCAGAGUCUUCUCUGGCCUUCCGAGGGGACUUCAUCCAGAUCGGCAGUUCCUAUGAAGAGCACAAGGUGGGCUCACCUGACUGCUUCGACAUUCUUGUGCCUCUGAGAGCACCUCGUGGGCUAAAACUUGAGGCUGGUGUUUGCACUGACAAACCUGGAGGGCCACCGUUUUGCACGCUGAACACACCUCGCAAGGGAGAAUGGACACGCCGUCACAAGGCCUUCAUGGACACGUUCAUGCACUUGAGCAGUACUCAAAGUGCCUACAGGAUGAGCCCAGAUUCAAUCCAGCGCUGGUUUUACACAGCCACCCAGCGGUGCCUCGCCGCCGUCCGUUAUCCGUUUGAGCAGCGUUGCUCCCUCAGCCUGUCUCUCAGUGAGGAGCAGCAGGUGCUCCUCCGCCUGACCCCUCGCUCCGAUUACGUCUGCUGCCACAUCUCCAUGGGCAUUCGGCUGAUCCCAGCCUUUCCUCUCGGCGAUGGCGCCUUCCUGGUAUCAUCCCGGCAGGGUCAGCGAGGAGAAGACCUUUGGACGGUGUACUUCCCCAAACAGGAGCAGAGACUGCUAGCCUGGCUAAAAGGCAGGCUACCCCCAAACUCGUGUCAUCUGAAGUGCCUUCAGCUCCUGAAAGAGGUACGCAACCUCAGUGGGGAGACUCUGGACCAGCAGUCCGGAGCUGAGUGGGGAGGAGUGCUUUCGUCCUAUGCUUUGAAGACUGCAUGGCUUCGUCUGCUGCUCAGUACACCCCCUGAAUCCUGGGACGAGUGCAACCUUGUGGACCGGCUGGAUGAUCUUCUUCGCAGUCUAAGGGAGAGCCUGCAGUCUCGGGCUCUUUGCCAUUUACUCCUGGGAGGCGUAAAUGGGUUUCUGCCAGACUCUGUCGUUCUGCCCAAACUCGUAAAGGAGACGGUACCCUCCAACCUGUGGGCAGAAUUCAGUGACGUCACCCUCGAUAUGGUCUCCGCCCGACUGGCCUACUCCUGGAACCACCUCCCUCGCCUAAUUCGCCUCGGGCGACCGCAGAGGACCAGCCUUGGCAGAGGCGUCCGCUGCAAAUAUAUUGAUGCAGAGUAAAGGUCAACUAUAUCUGGUAUUGCUGAACACAAACAGAUGUUGGUCGCUACAUGUUAGUUGUUUAUGUUUUUGGAAACUGAUGUCAGAUAUCUUUUUUUUCUAAAUUAAUUUUAACUUAAGUUGAGGAGAUAUUUUUCCUCAAACGUAUCAGUCAAAAUGUAAAUGGCAGCAUUCUUUAGGUACAGCAGUGCUUUUAUUAAAUCAUUUGUACUGUUCAAAUCAGCAUUGUAGGACGUACUUUGAAAAGCAAGGUUGCUUGAAUAUCAUUUUGUGUUUUUUUUUGCUCAUGCAAAUUUAUUUCUAUAAAAUCUGAUAUGUUAAAACAUGCUGUUCAAAUGAACAUUAACCUUUUUAUAGAUACAAUUCAUACUGCUAGAACUGCUAGACUUGUGUUGACUCAGGGUGACUAUGAUGUCACGGUUCUAAGCAGUCAAAAGAGCAUAAACACCAAAGUUUUUCCACACCCACACAGUAUUAGUAAUGCCAGCCUAAACAGAUGAACAUCCUGUUUUGAAGGGAAGAACUGCAGUGUGACCACUGUAGAAAUAUCUGCUGUGACAUUUUGAUUAAGCAAUGUAAAAUUGAUGGCAUGAUCAUUGCGUAGCGCUUUACAAAUCCAAAUAUUUUGAUUUUUUUUUUUGCAGUAUUGCUUAAUUGAUUGCCUAAGCAUUCCAAUGAUGAGUGAAAUCAUAAUUGGUGCUUUAGUUCACCUCAGUUCAUUACCUUAAUUGGCCCACCUAAGGAUAAGGCACUGAUGGCAUGCCCUUUGCUUCACUUCAUCUUAUUUGUCUACAGGGACCCCAACGUGCGUGCACAUGAUCUUCUCCCUCAGAGACGUGCCUCUACAGGCUGUCACCAUGGAGACACGCUACCUCGGCCCAGGGUCACUUAUUCAUGCUGUAGCUUUAGUCUUAAUGGCUGAUUGCAUUGCAUUCACUUUCACAAAGCAAGUAGAAAUCUGUAUUAAUGUCUUGUGGGUACUGAGUGCGACAUGAUUAGUUUGUUAGUCUCUUUCCUGUUCAUACCUCAUCCAUCACCCUGUUCUUGACCAAAGUGUUUGUGGUCAUGUUUGUCAGACGUAUCUUAGUUUCAUCAACUUCACAGGGAAAUAUUUGUGGUACCUAAGCAAAAGUCUUUGAGGCUGUUGUCUGAAAGCAGAACAGAAAAUGAAAUAAGGAAUUGAAACAGGGCGCGCUCUGAAAACAAUGCUUAAAUGUAGUCCAAAACAAGUGAUAUGAAAUACAGAGUAACUAAUGUUGAAUGUAUAUGUAUAUUAAUGUAUAAUUUAUUUAAUGUAUAUUUGGUACUGUAUGUGAAUGUAAGUUGAUUGUAAAGCACAUUGUACUUGAUGUACAUACUAGAGAAAGCAAUCUGUAUAUAUAUAGUAGAUAUAAUUUAUAUAUGUACUUUAAUACAUGAAUUGAAAUAAAUAUCUAUAUUUUGGACUGCA
Messenger RNA from Labeo rohita (rohu), 3348 nucleotides. Its product is annotated as inositol 1,4,5-trisphosphate receptor-interacting protein-like 2. NCBI's taxonomy places the organism in Eukaryota, Metazoa, Chordata, Actinopteri, Cypriniformes, Cyprinidae. The transcript is spliced from 2 exons. The record is from RefSeq and is a predicted model, not a curated record. The coding region runs from base 210 to 1898 and encodes 562 amino acids.